Molecule: messenger RNA, 748 nt
Organism: Linum tenue
Lineage: Eukaryota; Viridiplantae; Streptophyta; Magnoliopsida; Malpighiales; Linaceae
Source: the annotation of a GenBank genome assembly
AUGGCAAUACCCUCCGAAAAUCAACGAAAUAUUAAGAGGCUGAACACCGGACAGGAAAGCAAUGCUGACAGGGAGGAACUGCAGUACGUGAUUAUUAAGGUUGCAAGAGAUGAAGAUAUCAGAAAUGCAGGUUGGCAAGAGCAGAACAUGUGUGUGGAGAAACAUGUGCCCUUCAAUGUCUUCAAGGAGAAGGUUGCUGCAGAACUUGGAAUUCCUGUUCAGUUUCAGCGUUUCUGGCGAUGGGCAUUUCGUCAUAACGGUGGGAGAGAUACUGGGAGAGGGCAAUGGUGCAAGACUGAACUUGUUUUUGGAAGUAGGAAUUAUGUUGGGAGUGUAAUGGUGAAGUCAAGUAGUAAGCCUGCAGAUGUUGUGGCCAGAUUAAAUGAGAUGGCUGGCUAUCCAUUGGAUGAAAAUAUCGAUCUGUACGAAGAAGUUAUGUAUGAACCAAAUUUGAUGAUUGAACUCAUUGACAAGGAACUGUCUUUCAGUUCUGGCCAGGUCUUGGCUGCAAAACUCGUCGAGCUGAAGACGGAGCUUGAUGGGUCUCGCUCCGAGGCCAUAGACUUGCGGAAUCAGAAUCAGAAGCUGGAAGAGGAACUAAAGGAGCUUAGAGCAAAGGUUAAUACGUAGAUACUUGGGGAUUUUAGGGUAGGUGGUUUGAUCGGUUUGCUUAAGGUGUUUUGAGCCAGUUGAUUUGUUUGGCAGUAAAGGGCUAGUAAUGGCCUGAUGGCUUAUUCUCAUAUCACUC